AUGUUGACUCGAAGAGCCUUUCUCACUGCGAUGGCAGCUUCCGCUGUCGUGGCUUCUCCUCUGGCCAAACGUCAGUUUUCGUAUGGUUCUACUCCAGUUCGAGGAGUCAACAUUGGAGGCUGGCUCUUACUUGAACCUUGGAUCACACCGUCCGUUUUUGAACCGUUCGAUGAAAGCGUUGUCGACGAGUACACGCUGUGUCAGAACGUACCCAACGCCGCCGACAUUCUCCGGGGCCACUGGGACAGCUGGGUAUCCUUGGGCGACUUCCAGAAGAUUGCCAACAACGGCUUCAAUUUAGUGCGCAUUCCCAUAGGGUAUUGGGCGUUCCAAAAAUAUGACGGAGACCCGUACAUCCAAGGCGCAGCAGACUACCUCGAGACCGCAAUUGGCUGGGCUCGCGAGACCGGUUUGAAGGUCUGGAUCGACCUCCACGGUGCCCCCCUCUCGCAGAAUGGCUUUGAUAACUCGGGCCAACGUACGUCGACCCCGGGUUGGACCACCGGCGAUACAGUCGAAGCCACUCUCGACGUGAUCGGAAAAAUUUCCCAGCAAUAUGGAACUGCAGAGUACGCCGACGUUGUUGUGGGCAUCGAACUCCUGAACGAACCAUUGAUGCAAUUGCUGUCGGGCGGAAAAUCCGCCACUCAGGGAUACUACCAAUCGGGCUUCGACAUUGUCCGGCAGUCUGGGCAGACCCCGGUCGUUAUUCAGGACGGCUUCGAUGACCCUUCGAGUUGGAAUGGCUUCUUGACUGGCCAAGGGAGCUCGGGAGCCCUGGUCGACCAUCACGAAUACCAGUGCUUUACCAACGAACUCGUGGCACUAUCCCCAGAGGACCAUGUGAACUAUGUAUACUCCCGUGCACAGGAAUGGGCACAAGGCCAAGACAAGUUCGUCAUCUGUGGUGAAUGGACCGCGGCCAUGACAGAUUGUGCUCCCGGACUCAAUGGCCGAGGUACCGGCGCAAGAUAUGAUGGCACCUACGAUUCCUCUACAUAUGUGGGCUCCUGCGCCACCAUCAACGAUAUCGACCAAUGGACCCAUUACCAGAAGUCGACGACGGCAGACUACAUCCGUGCUCAGCUAAAUGUCUUCGAAUCCCAAAUCCAAGGCUGGAUUUUCUGGAAUUUCAAGACUGAGGCUGCUUCCGAAUGGGAUUUGUUCCGUCUCAUCGACAAUGGAGUUUGGCCUGCUCUAUGA
Molecule: messenger RNA, 1203 nt
Organism: Rhinocladiella mackenziei CBS 650.93
Lineage: Eukaryota; Fungi; Ascomycota; Eurotiomycetes; Chaetothyriales; Herpotrichiellaceae
Exons: 3
Coding region: 1-1203 (400 amino acids)
Biological process (GO): glucan catabolic process
Cellular component (GO): extracellular region; cell surface
Molecular function (GO): glucan exo-1,3-beta-glucosidase activity
Source: RefSeq, a predicted model, not a curated record